AUGUGUAAAGGCAAAGAAUCUCUAAAACUUUGGUUCACACCUUCUCCUCCUCUUUUCUUUUUUAAUCCCUCAGUCCCUCCAUCCCUCCUGCAGCCUCCUCUCCCUCUCUCUCUGCCAGUCCACAUGUCGGUCGUCCCUCCUCCCUGGCAGUUCCUCCCUCUGUCCCAGGCCGAGCUCGGCCCUCUUUUCUCCAACUCCAGCCCCUUCUCCUCCUCCCAGAGCUUCUUCAUGGUGCCACCGCCAGGCUGGGGCCCCAGGCCGGGCCUCCAAGCUUCAUUUGGCCCUUACUCUGUUACACAGCUUGUGUCAGAGGCUGUCCUCCCCCUCUCUCCCCCUCUGUCUGCCUCCCUCCUCUCAGAGCAUGUGGAGAGAGAGCAGGAUGAAGGAGGACAGGAGAGGUUCAGGGUAAGGACCCUGUUCCACAAGCGCGGCGACACCAGCAACCAACGGACCUGCGUCACCCUGCAUGCCUUCAAGGAGACAGAGGAGUACAAGGCCUCCUGUAUCACACAGCCUCCUCUGGGGCUGUGUGUGGCAACUCUGAUACUGCCCAGCGACUGGUUCAAGGAUCAACAUGCCAACCGAUCACAUCAGGAUUUCAACAAGUCGCACAGCAACAGCCACGCUCAUAACCGUGUCCAGAGGCGGGAGUGGCAGCGGGGCAGACGUCAUCGUAGGAACCAUCAGCGAGAGACUUCUCCUUCACUGAGAUACCAUCCAGAUGUUGAUGGGGACACCCAGGUGGAUGGCCCAUGGGCCCUCAGAUACCCAAGGGGCCCUAUGAGAAACCACAUACAGCUUUACUACUCCUUUGACACAGUGGCCGACCCAAAGAUAACACCAACAGGAUGUAUAGAGGACCGAGCGGCUCAGUCCCAGAGGCAGCUCUUUCAUAUCAAAGCAGUGACACUGAGGGAGGAGGAGAAGGAAGAGGGGCAAAGCUGGACCAAAGAAGAAGAAGGAGCCUGCCUAAAUGGACAGGAAGAGGAGGAGCUUAGCUUUGAUUCCAGUGUUGUGAUUCGCUACCACAGAGGUCCGGUCCUGAUAGGACAGCCAAUCAGGGUGUCUGUGAAUCUGAGAUCCAACCUCAGUGCUGAGUUUGUUGUCAUAAGGCUGAAGGUGAAGAAGGGCUUGGUGUCUAUGGUGGCCCAGAGAACUCUGACCUCUGACCUUUGGGCAGUCACCCUGGAGAGAAGCCAAGGCUCCAAACAUGACGUGGUGUCCAUCCUCUGCCACAAACACAACACAUUGAAGCACAGCCACAGUCCCAGUCUCCUCCAGCAGGUGGUGUGUCUGUCAGUCGACGGCCUCAGGCGGAGCUUUGGUGUUGCCAUGACAGUGUCAGCUAACUGGUGGGUGGAGUACUCUGGACAUAGUAACCCCCCAUCGCCACGAGGGACAGCAGUGAGCAUCUUCUCAUUUGCUGAUCGACGAAUCGUCGGCAUAGCUCCCAUCACAGAGAGUAACACAAUCAUCAACACAGCCAUACUGAACAACCAGCCGGUGUCACUUCCUGUCAUUGUGCUGGCCGUAAGCCAUGAUGGGAAGGUGUCAGAUGUCACCUCUGCAGUCACAUGUCACUCUACCAAUGAGAACACUAUCAAGGUGUCCAGUGACUGCUCCACCCUCUUCGUGGACGGCAGCGAAUCAGGGUUGGGCAGCACCUGCGCAGUGGUGGCGUUUCUGCUGGGUUCGCUCAGUGGCUCUGUGUGUCUGCAGGUGUGGGCGCCGUCAGUGCCCCUGCAGGUGUCCCUGGCAGACCCCAUUCUCAACACCAUCAGUGGCUGGAACCACUUCACUGAGAAUGGGUGUGAGCCGGUGUAUCAGCGCUCCUCGGUCCAGGUCCUGACUCAGUUCACAGCUCAAGACUCGCGCAGCAGAACCAUACAACUCUUAGGCUCAUCUGAUUGGUUCGUGGAUGUGACAGAGCUGGUCCGUGACUGGUUGAGAGUAGAGGACCCUCGAGUGGCUGCCCUCGGCCCCCAGAAUAAUCUGAUUGGUUUACAGCCAGGAAAGACAUCACUUCAUGUCGUCUCUGAGCAGUGGGAUGGUGUGCUGGGCAGAUGUGACGUCACUGUGACCUCCGACCCCGUUACAUCUGCAGACCUGUCUGUACAGGUAGUCAGCGGCCUUGGUAUGUCAGUCACAGGCAGCACUGUCCACCCUUCCAUUGUCACGACGACAGUGACAGCCUACAACAUCCUGUACCACCACCACCAGGAGGCAUCCAUCAGCGUCUGGCUCCAGUUUAGCGAUGACACCGCCUCCCUCCUCUCCUCCUUCAGCGACCUUCCCUUUUUCCUGCGUCUCUCCUCAGUGGCUGAGACUGUAGUUAUGGUGACACCUGGCCCCAGCCAACGCAUCUUUGCACAGGGCGACGGAGGCGGGCCUUUACUGCAAGCAGAGCUUCUGGUUUCAACCUGCAGUGACCAGCCAAUCACCUCAAACUUCAUCACUGAAGGUAACGGGGAAUGGACCGUCACUGGCGGAGGCGGAGGUGGAGGUGGUACCAGGAGGCUGGCGAGGGGAUCUGGUUGGAUAAGAGUUAACCUAGACCUGGGCUUCCUGCAGCCAGUGGGGAACAAGGGUGAGCAUGACGAGGAGUUUGAGUUUGACAUUUCAGACAUGCUGGUUGAGUCAGACAGCGAUGUCUACACGUCGAACUUUGACGAGGACGACAGUGGGAAUUUCACCAGUGACUACUACGACAAAAUGAGCAGGAGGGUGGCCCAUAGAAAGUGGAACAAGGUGGGAAACAGAGGGAUGAUCAGUCGGAACAAUCUGGAAAGAGCUGUGCUGAAGCCGAGUCAGGAGGAAGGCUCUGUGUACUUCUCCCCGAACCAGGAGAGAGAAGGAGGGAGGGAGGUGGACGGGCAUGGAGCUGAAGAGAUGGAGGUUGGUGUGGGUGCUGUGCUCUCUCUGCUCUGUCUCUCUGCUGUCCUCUUCCUGGCAAACUGUCUGCCCUGCGCCCUGCGAGACAGGAGGAGGGCAACAGCAGAGGAGGGGAGAGAACCAGAGAGGGGUGCAGAGGAGGAUGAAGAGGAGCAAAGGAAGAAGAAGAAAGAGGUAGAGGACAGGGAAGAGGAGAGGAGGGAGACAGGAAGGCGAAGUCGAGAUAAAACAGCAGCAGGAGGAGAACAGUAAAAAAGAUGUUAAAGAAGUAGAGAUCAUUUGCUGAUACAACUCAAACUCUGUCUUCUGACACCACAACCAGAGGGAACAUGGGUCUGCAUUUGUGACAGAGCAACAGUCUCAUUGUGUUCACUGCUGUUUCUGAGAGUCAGGAGGUGCUGCACUGAAACUGAAAAGAGUUUGAACUAUUUCUUUAAACUCUACAGAUGCAACAGCCACUGAGAAUCCUGUCUCAGUGUUUUAGCUCCAGCAGACUCACAGGUCAGACCUCAGCCUCGUUCAACGUGGCCAAUGGAGAAAUGUUUGGAAAAGUCCUGACAGAAACAGUGAGCUGUCACCCGGUUUUGUACAAUAUUACAUUACCAGUUGCACUGCAGUGCUCAUACACCAUCUACAGUUUGUGAGCGCUCUUACCCUGGGACAUCACUUUUUUUUCAGGGUUUUGUUGCGUCACUACGUGAUGUUGCACUGUAAUCUGUAAACUGUAUUUCACAUUCUCAGAGCCAGGGUCAGUGAACAUGUGUGUGAUCCAGAUCCAGCUCAAAACAUACCUAUUGGACCCUUUUGCUCCAUGGAUUACACUGUCAAACUGCGUGCUCAGCUGUAGUCAUAUGUGUUUGUUUCAACGAUAAAAGCUUUUAUUAGUUAUCUUUCUCCUGAGUAUGCACACCAGCAAAUACAACUGUAAAUCACCUUUUAAAUCUGUUUGGCCCACAUCAGUCAGUAGAAGCUCCUGACAGGCAGACUUAGGAAAAAUGACUUAAAAUAAUGGUGUUUGAGAACUCUAAACUCACAGCAUAUCAACUGAAACUGAACCCAGCUUUUAUGUGUGUGAGAGGUCAGGGCCAGUUCAGAGGUUGUUAUGGGUAAUUGAAGUCACCAACUGCAGCAAAAAGCAGAAAAAAGCUGGAGAUCUACUGUCCAUUAUCAUCCCUGGAUAGAGUUAUAAGCUGAAGAAUAAAUGUCUUUAAUCCUCUCACACUUGUCCCACAGCUCAGUGGGAAGUUUCCUCUUGAAGCAGAAAGAAGAAAAGCCUUUUUAUGGCCUAAACAGUUAUUGGCAAUUGCUCCAUCCUAAACUGAGCUUUCACUGUGUCCCAGGGUAUAUUUACAACAAUAAUACUACUGUAAAUACUGUGAGAAAAGUAAUCCAGCACUGAGAGUUCCCUGUAAUAAUCCUGCUGACUCCACAUCCAUCUCAUCUUUACUCAGGUCUUUAUUUAAUCCAUCCAAGAAGCACUUGUUAAAUGCAGCUACACACAUCAGUGGGGUUGUUUGAUAACAACCUGCCUCUGAAAAACAAAUCAGAAUUUAGCUGAGGAAGUUUUCAGAGACAUUAAAUGUAAUCUGAGUGAAGUGAGAGCUUUUCUGUGAAACUGAUAAAUCACACUUUGAUGGAAGCCAAUCUACAAUACAGUGUAAAUAAUGCCUUUGUGUUUAGAAACUAUAUGGUUUACUCUGAACCUGAAUCUGUUAUUUUCUCAGUAUAUGUCACUCUGUCAGCUGUCUUUAACCAUAUCUAGUUUCAAUCAGUGUGUUUAAAUAAAGAGUGCAACAUGCGCCAAGUUCCAACCUCCAUCCAGCCUGUGGGGGUCAAACAAGAGGAAAUGUUUCCUCUCUUUCUUUCUUCGGCUUGUAAAGACAGUUACCUACUUGACACUUGCUUUUGAUUUCGUUUUUUGUCUGGUUUUUGUUAGAUCAACAAAACAAAAGACAUUUCAGACUCUUUUUUUGUCAUUCAUUUUUUAUUUUUACGUGUUCUGUGCAUUUUGAACGUUGCGGCUGCCGCCAUUUUUGUUGCGUAGAGUUAUGACAUAACCAAAGACGUCGCCAGACCCCUUUUACUAGGGCACGUGACUUGCGGUGGGGGUCCUGUGUCCAAGUAGAGUUUUCUGCCAGGCAGUGAUGCCCCCAUAUAAAGUUAUAUAUCUAUUUAGCCACUCGGUCACAGAUGUAAAGAUAAAAACAGACAUUUUAAAUUGUCAGUAUAGUGAGCAGAGUGGCGCAGCGGAAGCGUGCUGGGCCCAUAACCCAGAGGUCGAUGGAUCGAAACCAUCCUCUGCUAAUUUUUCCCCCUCCUCCUGAGAAUCAACUUUAACAUCAGAGACUAGAAAGACACUUCAGCUGUGACUGAUUUUCAUUAAAUGUACUUUCUCUCUGCUUCAGUAUCAGAUAAUUAUUCAAACUACUGCUAAGGAGAGAUGUUUUAGUACGGUCGACUUAACAGUCCUGAUAGUUUGUAUCAAAAAACCCUACCUGAAGCGAUAAAUCAUCCGUUGAGCUCAGGAGAAGUUGCACAUCAGACAUUAAAUGUAUUUCAGUGGUUGGUUUAGGUGUAGUACUAUCGACAGCGGAUAGAUGUUCACAUUAAUCGAUCUCUAAAAUCAUCAAGAAAAGAACUGCCGCCCAACGUGGGGCUCGAACCCACGACCCUGAGAUUAAGAGUCUCAUGCUCUACCGACUGAGCUAGCCGGGCGAUACGUAAAGACGUCAUUCGUUUAUGUUCUCAUAUUU
Messenger RNA from Lates calcarifer (barramundi perch), 5645 nucleotides. It is a transcript of the gene tmem132a, whose product is annotated as transmembrane protein 132A. Bases 1 to 3144 code for a protein of 1047 amino acids. The transcript has 13 exons. Lineage: Eukaryota; Metazoa; Chordata; Actinopteri; Centropomidae. The record is from RefSeq and is a predicted model, not a curated record.